AUGACGGAUCAUGAGAAAUCGAGGCAGCGAGCCUGCCGCGCUUGCACUCUGGCGAAGCGCCGCUGUGAUAAGAUCCUGCCUUCAUGUCUACGGUGUGUCGACCGGGGGGUCGACUGCUCAUACCUUCCUCUCAAGCGACGACGAUACCAGCCUCCGUCUCAGCGGGAUGUACAUGCCCCGCGCUCCGAUGACCCCGCCUUGGCAGAUUCUCACGGACACGAGAGCCAUGAUCGCCUCCGGCGGUCGACCGUCAUUAGCAUAGGAGCCGACAACGAGGACUCGACAACGGAUAGUGCCGGGUUGCGGAAUCUACCCCUCGACACCUCUCUGCAUACCGAUCUCUCGAACGCACUAUCCUCUUCAUCGGUACCACCACCAGACACAUCAAUCCAGGGAGACCUGACAUGGUUCCUGCCGCUGUCGACCUGGGCUCAGGAGCCAUGCACAAUCCCGACCACGAUUCCUUCAGCUCCCGUUUUUAGCAACUUCGUCCGUGGCCUGCAGACAUGGCUCACCCGGUACUUAGUAAAAGGCCACAGUCCUUUGAUCCACCGCCACCUCUACACGGAAUCCCAGAUACCACAGGACAUGCGCGACGCUGUAGCUGCUAUAGCCCUCUCUCAGACGAGGACGCCAGAAAACGAACAUCUCACCGACUCCGUCUCCUCCGCCUACCUCUGCGCCCUACUGACACGCCACGCUGCCCAUCCACACCUCACCGGCCCCCAGCUCACUACAAUCGAGCAUCUCGCCCGCACGCAGGCCCUCCUAGCACACCUCCUCCUCGCCCUCUUCACGCCGUCGCCGCCGCGCCGCGCUGACGCCGAGGCACACCUCGGCACUCUCCUCCUCUGGACUCGGCAGUUCUGGGACUCGGCAAAGCUCGACGCCGCCCUCUGCGCCCUCGCGCCCUCCGCUCGCCCAGGAACGGCCUCCCCGGCGGGACCUCUACCGCGCCUUCGUGCUCACCGAGUCGGCGCGCCGCACGUACAUCGCCGCCAACCUCGCAGCGGGUGUUUAUCUCAUCCUGCGCUCGUCGGGGCGCCCGCACCUUCACACGUGCAUGGGAGACGUGUGCUUCACGCAGCGGGCGGGCCUUCUGGGACCCCGCGGGCGCCGCGCGGUGGGAGGUGA
This is a messenger RNA of Verticillium alfalfae VaMs.102, 1134 nucleotides long. RefSeq lists its product as hypothetical. The record is from RefSeq and is a predicted model, not a curated record. Gene Ontology annotation, molecular function: zinc ion binding; DNA-binding transcription factor activity, RNA polymerase II-specific. NCBI's taxonomy places the organism in Eukaryota, Fungi, Ascomycota, Sordariomycetes, Glomerellales, Plectosphaerellaceae. The transcript has a single exon. Gene Ontology annotation, biological process: regulation of DNA-templated transcription. Bases 1 to 1134 code for a protein of 377 amino acids.